AUGAAGUCAAGUCAAAACGAGAUCCUGUCCUCGCCCGACGCAUCACCCUCCAGACAAGCACUAAGAUACGCAUACGAUAAACAAAGCUACAAAAUCAAAGACCCACCGCAAAUCAAGGACAAGACAAAUCAGUCACAGCAACACAACAGCAAGACCACCAAAAAGCGCACCCCAAGACAACAGCAUACACACUGCACCCCUGCAGUCGCCUCUGUCCCUGUCCCUGCUGCGGCUGCGCGAGUCCCUGCUGCGGCUGCCCCUCGUCAAGGGGAGUCUAUCCAUAGUCUAACGACAUCAAUAGGAUAA
Messenger RNA from Suillus subalutaceus, 306 nucleotides. RefSeq lists its product as uncharacterized. The transcript has 3 exons. The coding region runs from base 1 to 306 and encodes 101 amino acids. The record is from RefSeq and is a predicted model, not a curated record. NCBI's taxonomy places the organism in Eukaryota, Fungi, Basidiomycota, Agaricomycetes, Boletales, Suillaceae.